AUGUCCACUUCCGACCUCGAUAAGGGUGGAGUCCAGCAUAUUGAACGCACCGUUUCCGAGGAUCUCAACGAUGCUCAAAUCGCGGAAUUCACUCCCCAGGAGCAAAAGAAGAUCAUUCAUCGUAUUGAUCGACGACUCGUCACUACCCUUGGCAUACUAUACGCGUGCAGUUUGAUGGAUAGAACAAACUUAGGCGCUGCCAACAUUGCUGGAAUGGCAAAGGGUUUAGAUUUGAUAGGCGCGAGAUACAGUCUCAUCGUGCUCAUCUUCUUCAUCCCAUAUGUCCUCUUCCAACCCCCUGCAACCGUUGUGCUGCGCAAAGUUGGACCUCGCAGAUUCCUGUCGGCAAUCACCCUUCUCUGGGGUGGCUGCAUGAUCGGAUUUGGGUUCGUUAAGAAGUGGGAUCAGAUGCUCGGUCUUCGUGUCAUACUUGGUGUUCUCGAAGCUGGUUUCUUCCCUGGCUGUGCAUACCUCCUGUCCACUUGGUACACUCGAUUCGAACUACAGAAACGAAAUGCAGUGUUCUAUCUCAUUGGGAGUAUGGCAUCUGCCAUCUCUGGCAUUCUCGCCUACGGCAUCAUGCAGAUGAACGGGCUCGGUGGCCUCGCCGGAUGGCGCUGGAUCUUCAUCAUGGAAGGUCUCAUCACCUGCGUUUUUGGCGUCGCAGGUUAUUUCCUCAUCGUCGACUUCCCCGAAUACGCAGCCAAGUCAUGGCAUUUCCUCAACGCCCGCGAAUCAGCCUUCAUCGUCGCACGCAUUGAAAAGGAUCGCCACGAUGCUAUCCCAGAACCCUUCCACAUCACCAGCUACCUCAAAAACGCCCUCGACUCCAAAGUCUGGGCCUUCGCCUCUCUUUUCGGCCUCACCACGACCAACACCUACGCAAUCGCUUACUUCCUCCCCGUCAUUCUCCGCGAGGGAAUGGGCUUCUCUAUCGCAGAAGCUCAAUGCCUUGUUGCUCCUCCUUAUGUGGCUGCCGCGUUCGUCAUGUACGGCUGCGCCGUCCUAGGAGAUAAAUACCACAUCCGCGGCCCUAUCGUAGCAUUCAACGCCAUCCUCGGCCUGAUCGGGCUCCCUCUUCUCGGAUAUGCACACAAUAACGGCGUGCGUUAUUUCGGCGUCUUCCUCGCUACCAUAGCAGGCAACGCGAAUGUCCCGGCUGUCCUCACCUACCAAGCAAAUAACAUCAGAGGGCAGUGGAAGAGAGCCCUUUGCUCGGCUACCCUGGUGGGUUUUGGUGGUAUUGGCGGGAUUGUGGGAUCAACGGUGUUUAGGGAGCAGGAUGCGCCCAAGUAUGGACCGGGGAUUAUGACGGUUAUGAUUGCUAAUGCGCUUAUUUUGGUUAUUACGGCGCUGUUGAGUAUUAAGUUCCACUUUGCUAAUAAGAGAGCGGAGAGAGGUGGUAAGGUUAUCGAGGGGCAGGCGGGCUUUAGGUAUACUUUGUAA
Molecule: messenger RNA, 1446 nt
Organism: Mollisia scopiformis
Lineage: Eukaryota; Fungi; Ascomycota; Leotiomycetes; Helotiales; Mollisiaceae
Product: MFS general substrate transporter
Exons: 3
Coding region: 1-1446 (481 amino acids)
Biological process (GO): transmembrane transport
Cellular component (GO): membrane
Molecular function (GO): transmembrane transporter activity
Source: RefSeq, a predicted model, not a curated record